UGAGAGUUGAAUAUUCAAAAUUAGAAUAAUUAAAAUUGUUAUUGAUAAGAUAAAUGCAUAUGUAAUAACAUCCUGGAAGCCUGCAGUGGCCUGCUUUUGGUUAGGAUCCAGCCUUUCCUCUUUUUUCGUCUCGAUUUACUCCUUCUCCCUUCCUCUUUCCUUACUCUCACUCUCAAUUUUCACUCAUAUCUCCAUUGUUUCUCUCUUUUUCUUAAAUGGGUCAUCGCCGGAAUCCUGGUUUUGUCUCACCUCACCGUCAACAACCUUCUCUCAGAACCAGAGCCAGUCACAUAUAGAAGACAAAAGAAAACAAUCUCCCCAUCGUUGUUUUUUCUUCUCCUCAUCCUUCAUUUGUCUACUUCCAACUCUUUUCUAAUGGCUGCAGUGUCUUACUUUACAACCCAGCUCCCAUUUUCCCUAAUUUCAUUUCUCCUCCUCCUUCUUCUUCUUCUUCUUCGUUCUGUUCAAUCUGAGCCCACCGCCGACAAGGCUGCUCUUCUUGAUUUCUUGAACAAAACCCCUCAUGAGAGUCGCCUUCAAUGGAAUGCUUCUGCCUCUGCCUGUACUUGGGUUGGAGUUGUCUGUGAUGAGACCCGGUCCUUUGUUUUUGCCCUCCGGCUGCCUGGUGUGGGGCUUGUUGGUCCGAUUCCGGAAAAUACUAUCGGCCGGUUGAAUCGGCUUCGAGUUCUUAGUCUCCGAUCGAAUAGAAUCACUGGGGAGUUGCCGGCGGAUUUUUCUAAUUUGGGAUUUCUUCGGAGUCUUUAUCUGCAGGACAAUGAGCUUUCUGGGAAUUUUCCGGCAAGUGUGACUCAGUUGACUCGGCUGACUCGACUUGAUCUUUCGUCUAAUAAUUUCUCUGGUCCGAUUCCAUUUUCGGUGAAUAAUUUGACCCAUUUAAGUGGGCUUUUCUUGGAGAAUAAUGGGUUUUCAGGUUCUCUGCCGAGUAUUCCCGCGGCUGCGACUAGUUUAACGGGAUUUAAUGUAUCGAAUAAUAAGCUCAAUGGAUCCAUUCCAGAAACCCUUUCGAAGUUCCCUGCUUCAUCUUUUGCCGGAAAUUUAGCGCUCUGUGGUGGUCCAUUGCCGUCGUGCAGCCCGUUUUUUCCUUCCCCUGCUCCGUCGCCGACGUCCGCCGUGAAACCACCACAAUUUCCCGUCGAGAAGAAGUCUAAAAGGCUCUCGAUCGCUGCCAUUGUCGGAAUUGUGGUUGGCGCUGCUUUCGUUGCGUUUAUAUUACUGUUUUUACUUAUGUUUUGUCUCCGGAAGCGCGAGCGGAGGCAGCCGGCGAAGCCUCCGAGUACGGUGGUUGCUGCUCGAUCUGUUCCAGUUGAGGCAGGUACAUCGUCGUCGAAAGACGACAUCACCGGGGGAUCAGUGGAGACGGAGAAAAACAGAUUAGUGUUCUUUGAAGGUGGGGUUUACAGCUUUGAUUUGGAGGACUUGUUGAGGGCUUCGGCAGAGGUUUUAGGAAAAGGAAGCGUUGGAACGUCGUACAAGGCGGUGCUGGAAGAAGGAACCACCGUGGUGGUGAAGAGAUUGAAAGAUGUGGUGAUGACGAAGAAGGAAUUCGAAACGCAAAUGGAAGCUCUGGGAAAUGUUAAACAUGAAAAUGUGGUUCCUCUUAGAGCUUUCUACUUUUCCAGAGAUGAGAAAUUGCUUGUUUCCGAUUACAUGGCCGCCGGCAGCCUUUCUUCUUCCCUUCACGGAAGCAGAGGAUCCGGCCGUACGCCACUUGACUGGGACAACCGGAUGAAAAUCGCAUUAAGCGCAGCAAGAGGAUUGGCUCACCUUCAUGUGUCGGGAAAACUCGUCCACGGCAACAUCAAAUCGUCGAACAUCCUCCUACGCCCCAACCACGACGCUGCCGUCUCUGACUUCGGUUUGAACCCUCUCUUCGGCGCCUCAACGCCACCCAACCGGAUCGCUGGCUAUCGCGCGCCGGAGGUUGUUGAAACCCGAAAGGUCACUUUCAAGUCCGACGUGUACAGUUUUGGCGUGUUGCUGUUGGAGCUUCUCACCGGGAAAUCACCGAACCAAGCGUCGUUGGGUGAAGAAGGGAUCGAUCUUCCUCGGUGGGUCCAGUCAGUGGUCCGAGAGGAAUGGACGGCAGAGGUUUUUGAUGUGGAAUUAAUGAGGUACCACAAUAUUGAAGAGGAGAUGGUUCAACUUUUACAAAUUGCCAUGGCUUGCGUCGCCACCGUGCCGGACCAGCGGCCGUCGAUGCAGGAGGUGGUUCGAAUGAUUGAGGAAUUGAACCGGGUGGAAACCGACGACGGGCUACGGCAGUCGUCCGAUGACCCAUCUAAAGGAUCAGACGGUCAGACGCCGCCACAAGAGUCGAGCACCACCCCACCCGGAGCUGGCGGACCACCGUAGAAAUUGUUUGAUGUUCUUUAUUAAAAGCCGUAGAUUAGUGCACAGUUGGUAAAUAAGCGGUUAAAGUGCGCGGCCGAAAUGGUUCAUCGUCACUGUGGUUGGCGGCGAUGUUCUGUUUAGGGUAGUUUUGUAAUUUGAAGUUAGCUCAUUUGAAUAUUUUUAUCCUUUUAUUUUUGGUUACAGCUGGGAGGAGGAUUUGAAUUGUUAAUUGGGUGAGUGAAGUGGAAGGGUACAAUGGUCAUAUUGGAAUUGACCAUUGCAUUAUUGAUUCUCACAUUUUUCUUUUUCUUUUUCUUUGUCUUUUAUUUUUUAUUUUUUGAGAUCAAAAUUGUAUUUCUAUUUGGGUAUCUUAUUCAUCAAAAAUAUCCCAUUCAUUUCUGAAAA
This is a messenger RNA of Cucumis melo (muskmelon), 2757 nucleotides long. RefSeq names its product probable inactive receptor kinase At2g26730. NCBI's taxonomy places the organism in Eukaryota, Viridiplantae, Streptophyta, Magnoliopsida, Cucurbitales, Cucurbitaceae. Gene Ontology annotation, molecular function: ATP binding; protein binding; protein kinase activity. The transcript has 2 exons. Gene Ontology annotation, biological process: protein phosphorylation. The coding region runs from base 376 to 2373 and encodes 665 amino acids. The record is from RefSeq and is a predicted model, not a curated record.